AUUUAUCUGAUGAUAUAUGUGUAGUUUUCUCUCUGUGCUCAAGAAAAAUAAUGUUAUAAUGUCAAAUUUCGUUUCGAAAUGAAUAAACUUUUAGAAGAAGAUUACUUUCUGUUAUUGGAUGCUUGGAUCUUUUGUUAAGACAUUAGUAACUCAUUUUGAUUUAUAAAUCAAUAACAUUAAAUUGAUUUUUGGUUGAAAUAAAAAUUUCAAAUAGUUUAUUGAGAUCCUAUCGAAGUGCGAACAUACAUACAUAGUGAGCGACAUCUUUGACUCUAUGCUGUUUUGGGCAGAAAGAUUGUGGUUAAAAUAAAAUAGAAGAAAAAAAGUGAAUUUACGAAGGUGGAUCGUUUGAACAUUUUCGGAAAAUAUGUAAAAUAGUUUGAUCUCUGAUUUUACAUGAAAACGAUAGCUUUUCAUCGCCAUUGGAUGCAUAAUAUUUAAUUUACAUUGCUGUAACCAAAACAAAUCAAAGAAUUGAAUUCUGGAUAUCUUUCUUAAAUUCUUUUUUCUCGCACACAAUCCAAGAUUUUCUAAUCAUAAAAAAUCAUACUCAUCAAUGCCAUUCUGCAUAAAUUAGAGAUACAGUAAUUAGUGUUUUACGGCGACAACUCGAUUGUUAAAUAAAAGCGAUAACUGUCCAGUUUAACCAAGAUUAAAGUCAUAGUACAUAGCUGUGGAUAGAACCAAAUAACCAGCGAAAAGAAUUCAAAAUGGAAAGUCCCGGCGCUGCUGGAAGGCGUCGUGGAACUUCUCGCAGCAAUGUAGAAGAUCAGGCAUUAGAUCAAAUUGCUAAAGAGGCCGAAGCACGUUUGGCACAGCGAAGACUUGCCCGGGCAGAAGCGCGUGACAUUCGCAUGCGUGAACUUGAACGCCAACAGAAAGAACAGGAACAAAAUGCAGAUCGAGCUUUUGAUAUGCAAACAGCAGCUGGUUUAGAUCCAACAGCGCGAUCUACACGUUUUACAAUGUCUUCGGGUGCAUUGGGUGCAUUGGGUGCAUUACGUAGUGGAACAAUGUCAUCACGUCGCAGUAGUGAAGAUUCAUUAGAAGAAGAAGGUCGUAGUCUUCGCGAUAUAAAACAAGAAAUAAAGGAUUUAGAAGAACGGUAUAGAAAAGCAAUGAUAGCUAAUGCUCAAUUGGACAAUGAACGCGCAUCGAAUACAUAUCAAAUUCAAUUGUUGAAAGACAAAGUGGAGGAUAUGGAUGAGAUACAUGCACAACUGCAUCGUGAGCACAAAGAAAAAUGUCGAGAAUUCGAUACAUUAAAACGAACAAAUGAAAAACUUAUGGAAGACUUAAGAUUAGUUCAAGGUCAACUACACGAGCGUGACUUCUUAAUUGCAAAUGAAGGUCUGACAAUAGUUUCAAUUGAAAAUGAAGACGGUUCGGAUGCAAAGCGGGCUCUAGUCAGUGCAGAAAAUGCUCAAUUAUUAGACACUCAUCAAGGCUCUUUAGAUGUACGGUUGAAAAAAUUCACUGAAGAGAAACAAGCCUUAAGAACUGAAAUUGAGCAGCUCCAUCAACAAUUAAUUAGUGCGAAAACACAAAGGCGAUCUGGAUCACAAAACGGGCCAAUCGAUGAUGAAGACUAUGAAGAUGCACAAAGAGAAGCAAAUAAAUUAAUUGCAGACUAUAAGUAUAAGUUGACAAAAGCAGAACAGGAAAUAGCUAGUUUACAAGCAAGCCUAGCACGUUCUGAGACUCAAGUUAUUCGAUACAAGAGCACAGCAGACGCCGCUGAAAAAGUUGAGGCCGAAUUGAAAAUUGAGCGACGAAAACUUCAGCGAGAGAACCGCGAAAUGAUGGAAAAACUUGAGGAGCUGGAAACAUCUCAUAAUCACUUGCUGAAACGUUUAGAUAAACUGAAAAAUGCAAAGAGCACAUUGCUUAAAGAAUUAUGAUCUACAAAAAACUGAUUAAACGAACAAAACAAUUAUUUUCAAAUGAAAAUAUCAGUCAAGUUAUUAACUUAGGGUGCCAAUUUAGUGCUGCUUAUUGCUCUACAUUUUCACAUCUACGUUCAAAUAGUAUCUCCAAAUUACAAAUGGAUUUAGAAAAAAGAUUUGCCAUUAACAUAAAAAAAAACGUUUUGUGACGUGUCUUAUAUAUGCAUUAUUAUAUAAAUUUAGUUAAUUAUCCAUCAAUAAAGCAAAACAUUAAAUGUAA
Messenger RNA from Contarinia nasturtii (swede midge), 2166 nucleotides. Its product is annotated as leucine-rich repeat flightless-interacting protein 2. The record is from RefSeq and is a predicted model, not a curated record. Bases 711 to 1901 code for a protein of 396 amino acids. The transcript is spliced from 7 exons. NCBI's taxonomy places the organism in Eukaryota, Metazoa, Arthropoda, Insecta, Diptera, Cecidomyiidae. Gene Ontology annotation, biological process: regulation of DNA-templated transcription.